GAGGUGGGGUAAGGUCGUAUCCUUCGCAGUUUCGCGUGGUGGAGUCGGACCAGGUCGCGCCCCGCGUGGUCAGACUCCGUGUAGCUCACCUUCCGCUGCGCUGCAGAACCUCCACAUGGACCGCGGGCGAUUCGGCAACACAGGGAAGCGCUUGUUUCAGGUCGCCCACCGCCUCGUCCAUGGCGCCGCCGCCGGGAGCCGAGGGAAUGCCGUCGGAGCGAGGCCGCGGUCGCCUCCCUGCGCCCCGUGGGACAGCCUUCUCAGCUGUAGUAGGAUCCACCUAGACGAAGGGCCGGCCAAAUCCACUUCCGCCGCCCGAGCCGCGCGGCGCCUCGCAACCCGCCCCGCCCCGCCGAGCUUCGAAUCUGCCGCGCGCUGCGCACCGCCCCACCCUGACCCGGAAGCACUCGGCGGUGGCGGUGGCGCUACUUCCGACUGGCGCAGGUCAGGCUACGGGCAGCCGCUUCUCACCGGCUUCCGUGCUACCUCAGUCAUGGGGAAAAAGCACAAGAAGCACAAGGCGGAAUGGCGCUCGUCGUACGAAGAUUAUACGGACACACCACUGGAGAAGCCUCUGAAGCUGGUGCUCAAGGUGGGAGGGAGUGAAGUGACAGAGCUCUCAGGAUCUGGCCACGACUCCAGCUACUAUGAUGAUCGAUCAGACCAUGAACGGGAGAGACACAGAGAAAAGAAGAAGAAAAAGAAGAAGAAGUCAGAGAAGGAAAAGCACCUCGAUGAGGAGGAGAGGAGGAAGCGGAAGGAAGAGAAGAAACGGAAACGGGAGAAGGAACACUGUGACUCAGAGGGGGAAGCUGACGCUUUCGACCCUGGAAAGAAGGUGGAGGUGGAGCCACCCCCAGAUCGACCAGUGAGAGCCUGCCGAACACAGCCAGCUGAGAAUGAGAGCACACCCAUCCAGAGGCUUCUGGAGCACUUCCUCCGCCAGCUACAGAGAAAAGAUCCUCAUGGAUUUUUUGCUUUUCCUGUUACGGAUGCAAUUGCUCCUGGGUAUUCAAUGAUAAUAAAACAUCCUAUGGACUUUGGCACAAUGAAAGACAAGAUUGUAGCUAAUGAAUAUAAAUCAGUCACAGAAUUUAAGGCAGAUUUCAAAUUAAUGUGUGAUAAUGCGAUGACAUACAAUAGACCAGACACCGUGUACUACAAAUUAGCCAAGAAGAUCCUGCACGCGGGCUUUAAGAUGAUGAGCAAAGAGCGGCUGUUAGCUUUGAAGCGCAGCAUGUCGUUUAUGCAGGACAUGGAUUUCUCUCAGCAGGCAGCUCUCUUGGGCAGUGAAGACCCAGCAGUUGAGGAACCUGUUCCUGAGGUUGUCCCAGUGCAAGUAGAAACUACCAAGAAAUCCAAAAAGCCGAGUAGAGAAGUUAUCAGCUGCAUGUUUGAGCCUGAAGGGAAUGCCUGCAGCCUGACAGACAGCACAGCAGAGGAGCAUGUGCUAGCCCUGGUAGAGCACGCAGCUGAUGAGGCUCGGGACAGGAUUAACCGGUUUCUCCCAGGUGGCAAGAUGGGGUACCUGAAGAAGCUUGGAGAUGGAAGUCUGCUCUACAGCGUGGUGAAUGCAACUGAGCCUGAGGCUGAUGAGGAGGAGACACACCCUGUGGACCUGAGUUCACUGUCUAGCAAGUUGCUCCCAGGUUUUACAUCAUUGGGUUUCAAAGAUGAAAGAAGAAAUAAAGUCACAUUCCUCUCCAGUGCCAGCACGGCACUUUCAAUGCAGAACAACUCUGUGUUCGGGGACCUGAAGUCAGAUGAAAUGGAGCUUCUGUAUUCCGCCUAUGGAGAUGAGACUGGUGUGCAGUGUGCACUGAGCCUGCAGGAAUUCGUGAAGGAUGCUGGAAGCUAUAGCAAGAAGAUGGUAGAUGACCUCCUGGACCAAAUCACAGGUGGUGAUCACUCAAGAAUGAUCUUCCAGCUGAAGCAGAGGAGGAGCAUCCCCAUGAGGCCUGCAGAUGAGAUGAAGGUUGGGGAUCCACUGGGAGAUAGUGGUGGCCCUGUUCUGGACUUCAUGUCAAUGAAACAGUAUCCUGAUGUCUCCCUGGAUGUGUCCAUGCUCAGCUCUCUUGGGAAAGUGAAGAAGGAGCUGGACCAUGAGGAUAGCCACUUGAACUUGGAUGAGACAGCCAGGCUCCUGCAGGACUUACAUGAAGCACAAGCAGAGCGAGGAGGCUCCCGGCCAUCCUCUAACCUUAGCUCUCUGUCCACUGCCUCUGAGAGAGAGCAGCAUCCUCCAGGAAGUCCUUCUCGCCUUAGUGUUGGGGAGCAGCCAGAUGUCAGCCACGACCCUUAUGAAUUCCUUCAGUCUCCAGAACCUGCAGCUCCUGCCAAGAACUAACUUAUGGGGUUUCCAGAUGUUUUAUUUUAUUUUUCUACAUUUUAUUUGAUACAGUUUUUGUCACAAGACAGAAACUUUUGUCUUAUCCUCUGUGGCAUAUAGGAGCCUGAGGAAGAUGAUGGCUUGUCUGUACUGUCAUGUCUGCAGCAGAGGCCCAGUAGCACCAAAUGGUGUCCAAUAAGUUCUAAGUAGUGGCAAUAGAACAUAAACAGGUUGCAAACAGAUGGCUCAACUCUGUGUCUCCUGAGCACCAGAAGCCAAGCUUGUUUAUGAUAAUGUGCACAUAAUCAUUUUACAUUUUGUACAGGCUUCCUUCAGUUCUCAAAGGGGAGUCUGCAGAACAGGCCUUCAGAGGGUACCUUCUGUUUUCUAUUUGGUCACUGAACCAGAGGAUAGAGUUAUCUCCCUGACAAGUAAUGAACCACCCCACCUUUUAGAAUGAAGUAUACAGAGUCAUAAAAUGUUUCAAAACUGGAUGUAUUUGCUGAUUACCUAUUUGUAUUUGUAAAAUACAUGAACACGGGUCCUAAUAAAGAGAUGCCCAAGUGGUAA
Molecule: messenger RNA, 2899 nt
Organism: Mastomys coucha (southern multimammate mouse)
Lineage: Eukaryota; Metazoa; Chordata; Mammalia; Rodentia; Muridae
Gene: Brd9
Product: bromodomain containing 9
Exons: 16
Coding region: 116-2347 (743 amino acids)
Biological process (GO): regulation of transcription by RNA polymerase II
Cellular component (GO): nucleus
Source: RefSeq, a predicted model, not a curated record